Molecule: messenger RNA, 2003 nt
Organism: Ictalurus furcatus (blue catfish)
Lineage: Eukaryota; Metazoa; Chordata; Actinopteri; Siluriformes; Ictaluridae
Gene: prkcsh
Product: protein kinase C substrate 80K-H
Exons: 18
Coding region: 70-1785 (571 amino acids)
Biological process (GO): liver development; N-glycan processing
Cellular component (GO): glucosidase II complex
Molecular function (GO): calcium ion binding
Source: RefSeq, a predicted model, not a curated record
CACCAAUCAGAACACACCACCGCAGUGCGCGUCAUCGCGUGCAGAGGCCAUUCCGGAAGUGGCUAAUGAAUGAUUAGCUCGAGUCGUUAUUUUGUGCACUUUGCCAAUCUCCGGUUACUGCAAAGCAGAAACACCAUAUUAUCUGUCUCCGACCUCCUUCAUACUCUGUUCCUCAUGAGCUGCACACAUCUACUGCUGGUCCUGAGCCUGGCUGUGGGCUCAGCCGUGACCGUGGAGGUCCAGAGGCCUCGGGGAGUUCCCCUGUCCAAACGACAUUUCUAUGAUGAGAACAGCCCGUUCACUUGCCUGGACGGCUCCCGCACCAUUCCUUUUGACCGAGUGAAUGACGACUACUGCGACUGCAAAGACGGCUCCGAUGAACCAGGCACUGCUGCUUGUCCCAACGGGAGCUUCCACUGCACGAACGCCGGCUACCGACCCACUUACAUCCCGUCCUCCCGCAUUAACGACGGCAUAUGUGACUGCUGUGACACCACCGAUGAGUACAACAGUGGGGCCAAAUGUGAAAACACCUGCAAGGAGAUGGGCCGAAAGGAGAAGGAGGUUUUGCAGAAGAUGGCAGAGGUCACCAAAGAAGGUUUCCUCCUCAAACAGCAGCUCAUUCAGGAAGCUAAGAAAACCCAACAAGAAAAACAGAACAAGCUGAAUGACCUGCAGAACAGUAAGAAGGAGUUGGAGGAGAAAGUGGAGGACAUGAGGACCAUUAAAGAGACAGCAGAACAGCCAGAGAAGGAAGCCAAAGAGCGCCAUCUUAAGGCUUGGGAGGAACAAAAAGCAGUGAUCAGUGCAGAGAAGGACAAAGCCAAGAUGGCAGAAGCUUUUCUUGAGCUGGAUGAUGAUGUGGAUGGAUUUGUUUCGGUUGCCGAGCUGCAGAUGCACACGGAGCUAGAUUCCGAUGCGGAUGGCACUUUUUCUGACACGGAGGCCCAGGGGUUGCUAGGAGGAGUCGACCAGGUAGACACAGCAGCUUUUGAAAGCAUUUGGAACAACAUUAAGGACAAGUAUGUCUCCGAGUCUCAGCCUAAGGAGCCAGCUCCAGCAGAAACUCCGGCAGAAGAAAGUAAGGAACCAGUCGUGGACAACGACUCCGAGACAUACCCCGAUGACGACGACGACGACGUUCCAGAAGAAGAGGAAGAGGACGUUGAUGAGGAAGAUGAUUAUCCAGAGGAAGACCUUGAUAAGGUAAGGAAGGCUCCUUCCAGCAUCAAGACUCCAGAGAAGAUAGAGGAAGAAGACACUAUGCCGUCUUAUGAUGCUGAAACUCAAGCUUUAAUUGAUGCCGCUCAGAAAACCAGAGAUGACUUUGAAGAAGCGGAGAGAGCUCUGCGUGAAGUGGAAGAUCAGAUCAGGAACAUCGAGAAGGAGCUUACCUUUGAUUUUGGGCCCAGUGUGGAGUUUGCUUACCUGUACAGUCAGUGCUAUGAGCUCACCACUAGCGAAUAUAUCUACAGACUCUGUCCGUUUAAUCGCGUUUCCCAGAAACCCAAGUACGGAGGCUCAGAGACCAAUCUUGGGACUUGGGGAACCUGGGCAGGGUCUGAGGACAAUAAGUACCUUGUGAUGAAGUAUGAGCAUGGCACAGGGUGCUGGCAGGGCCCUAACAGGUCCACCACAGUAAAGAUGACCUGUGGGAAAGAGACAAUGGUCACAUCCACCUCGGAGCCCAGUCGCUGUGAAUACCUGAUGGAGUUCACCACGCCAGCUGUGUGCGCCGAGCCGUCCACCAUCGACCCUUCCCUGCACGGGCACGACGAGUUCUAGUGCCUCGUGUCUUUCCAGCAUGUUCCAGGUCACAGCGUAGGGGUCGUGUCUGUUCCACGGUCAGAGGCUCAGCGCUGAAUGGCUUAUCUCUGCUCCACUCAACAUUUUGGUGAAAAAUAGUUCAAAUUAAGGUGUUUGUUUUUUUUGUUUGUGUUUUUUUAAACUGAAAUUGGAUUCUGCUCACAUUCCAUCACAAAUAAAGUCACGUUUUAAAUUCA